This is a messenger RNA of Phascolarctos cinereus (koala), 7352 nucleotides long. The record is from RefSeq and is a predicted model, not a curated record. NCBI's taxonomy places the organism in Eukaryota, Metazoa, Chordata, Mammalia, Diprotodontia, Phascolarctidae.
CAGGCACUUAGAUCUGGCCCAGACAUUUAGACAGGGGUGGCCUUUGGAAAUCUCUUAACUUUUCUGAUACCAUUUCUUGAUCUGUAAAAUGAGGUUAAUAAAAUGAGACAAGGAGUGAAUCAAAGGAGUCUCCGUUCAAUUUGAGGAAAUUGUCCAAUUGAGUUGAUGAGGUUACCCAGCAUGAGCUAUCCUUUGAAGGCAACUGAAGAGCAUUUCCCAAUGAGAAUGUGAACAUACCCACAGAUGACUUGUUGAUAGGAAGGAACUGAGGGUGAUGACCCGAAAAGAUCAUGUCUGAAGUACAGGGAACGGUUGAGUUUUCUGUAGAGCUACACAAAUUCCACAAUGUGGAUCUCUUCCAGCGAGGGCAUUAUCAAGUCCGAGUUACCUUGAAGGUCCCCUCAAGAAUUCCCCACAGGUUGAGUGUCAAGCUUGGUGGGCAGACAGAGGUCUCCAACUUGGGUUCCGCAAGUGUCCAAGACAACACUGUGAACAGCCGGAUAUUUCAAAUCUUGUACAGGAAUGAAGAGAUCGUCAUUAAUGAGCUGAUGACUUUUCGAGUGCAUUUGCUCUUAGAUGGGGAAAGGGUUGAAAACGCUUUAAGUGAAGUUGAUUUCCAGCUCAAGUUGGACCUUCAUUUUACAGAGAGUGAACAACAGUGGGAAAACCGAAGCCAAGACAGGGCAAGGGAUUUGGCGGGGAUGCCAACCAUCAGCAGCCGCACCCUGGGCCUCCACUUCCAGCCUCGAAGGGGCCUGCACCACCAUAUCCCUGUAAUGUUUGACUAUUUCCACCUGUCCGUGAUCUCCGUGACAAUCCAUGCCUCACUAGUGGCCCUGCAACAACCAUUGAUCAGCUUUACACGCCCAGGGAAAGGAUCGUGGCUGGGUAAAGGCAGCCCAGAGUCAGGUUCGGAACAGUCCAGUAUGUCCUUAGAAAGCCUUGUCUUUGGAGCUGGUUACUGCAAACCUUCUUUCUCAGAGAUGAAGAAAUUGAGGCUUAGAGAGUUUAGUGACUUAAUUACUGCCACGAAGCCUGAAAGCAGCAAAGCAGAAACUGGAAGCCAGGGAAGCUUUUAUACACCCUCUGAGAACUGUAUGCAACACGCAUAUAAAUGGCACCGGAACUUAUGUCACCUGCUUUUGAACACAUACCAAGAACUGUAUGUUUACUUCCUCAUCCUCAUGAAGGAUAUCCCAGAUUUCCCACGAAUGAAGCUGGAGAAACUUGCUGUUGAAGAAACAUUAUCUCUCCUGUGUUCAGAGUUACAGCUGCUGAACAACCCAGAGAAGAUAGCUGAGCAGAUAAGUAAGGAUCUCACUUGGCUUUGCUCACACCUCUUGGAACUGUGGACCCAGUUCCUGGAAGUGGUGUCACUGAACCCUGAAGUCACAACAUAUCUCAACAAGGAGCACCAUGCUCUAAGGGUCAGAAGAUUUUCAGAGGCUUUCUUCUACAUGGAACAUCAAAAGCUUUCUGUCCUGACAUUUCAGGAAAGUGUGAUCCAAAGACAGAGUCAGAUUGCUUUGGACGUCCGGAAUUCUGAAUACUUCACCAGCAUGCCUCCCCUCCCAGCAGAAUGCCUAGAUAUUGAUGGAGACUGGAACACCCUACCAGUCAUUUUUGAGGAUAGAUACGUGGAAUGUCCUGGGAAAGGGUACAAUUUGGGGAUUUCCCCAAAUGUUGCUCCUGUUAAAACUACCCCAAAAGUGGAACAAAAGGAAAAAGAGAUGAGUCAGCAGUCAAAUACUAAUGUAACAUCUGAGAAAACAACAUUCAGGGAAGAUACUUCUUUACCACGCCACUUUGAAAUGGACUAUCUGUGUCCUGGUACAGGUGGGGAAGUAUCCGUGGACAGAUACUCACCCCCUAGUUCAGUAUCUCAGGUAUACUUGACGAUUGGUGAAUCCCAGGAUGAAAUGGGUUUACCUCAAGAGCCUCCAACGACUUCAGCAGAUGAUCCUGCAGCUGACGUCAGGCCAAUUGUCUUAACACAAUCUGUACCAGACUUGAGCAGAUCUGAGCAGACUGUGGCUGGAGAUAGCAAUCUGGCUUCUUGCUUGACAUACAUUGAAAUGAAUCCCAGCAAUAAGUACUCUGAUAAUAGUGAACCUGGCUUAGUAAUUGCUACUCAUUAUGAGACCAGGACACCUGUAGAUAAUUACAUUAGGACUGUGUCGGACGAAGCAGCUGCAUUUCCUAACCCUGAGAAUGUUGUCUUCACAGACAACAUUGUAUUAAGUGAAUUAAGCAAGAAGGGGAAUCAAGAGACUAAGGCCACAUUGCUGUCACUAAAGCAUCUUCCAGUAAACUUGACUGAUCCAUUGAGCCCAACGCCAAGAGAUCCAUUGGAUGUGAAGUCAUUUCCAAGGGAUCCAAAAAGUAAUGAACGUGAAGUGUUAUCAGCGCUGUCUGGGACCAUCAAGCGGUCUUCUUCAGUCAUCUCUGACUCAGGAAUCGAAAGCGAACCAAGCUCCGUUGCUUGGUCCGAAGCCCGUAGCCGGGCUCUGGAGUUACCCAGUGACCGAGAGGUCUUGCACCAACUUGUAAGAAGGCAUGCCAUCCAUAGAAACUCCUUAGAAGGAGGUCACACAGAAAGCAAUACAAGCUUGCCUAGUGGUAUCCAAGCUUCCCUGACCUCUAUUAGCUCUUUGCCCUUUGAGGAAGAGGAGCGAGAGGUGGCACUGAACAAGCUAACUAAAUCUGUUUCGGCUCCUCAGAUAAGUAGCCCAGAGGAGUUGGCAGAGGACAGUGACAUAUCCAGAAGUGACCAGGGGAAUUCAGAGACCUUAGAUGGGCACUUUCAGAAAUACCUUGAAGAAAACCAGGACGAGGGCAGAAACAUAGAUUCCAUUCGGAACGUUCCUGGGUUUCAAAAUGACCCCCCAAAGCAUGACUGUGAAGUCUUCCAUUCACUAGUGGAGGUGGUUUUUGACACAGAUCACCCACAGGAAGAUAAGGGCUACAUGGACUUAGCAGAAGUUAACAAUAAUCCACAUUUUCUUUUUGGGCAUUGUAGUUUCACCUAUAGUGAACCAGUGGUGGAUGAAACAUCUUAUGUUGAUGGAGCUGAGUACUCCUCCAUGGCUAAAACCAAAGAACUGACUUUAGACAUAUUGCAUGUCUCUGAAGUACAUACUAUACAGGAUGAUGCUUCCAAUGAAGGUCUACUGGAGAAUCCAAAGGCUGGGUCUGAAGUCUCAGAGACUGAGAAUGACAUAUUUUCUAGUGUCAACAUCUCAGCCAUUGAGGAUUUCCCCAAAUCCAUCCAUCAGGUGCCUGAAUUUCCCUGCAGUCCCUCUAUAAAAACUGCCAGGCCAGAUUCAAAGACAGAGAAAAGUAGGGGCUCUUCCACUGGUGAUGAUACCCCUACCCAAGAAGGGUCCCAUAUUUUGCAGGAAGUAGAUUUAAAUGAAGUCAUUGUGGUCAACCACAGCCCAGAGGUCCAUGACAUUAAUUAUCAAUGCCUUGAAAACUUUGAAUCUAAACCUAUUGCCAAUAGCAACAACUUCCAUUUGGCCACCACUGAGGCAUUGGCAUUGGACACAAGAAAGGCUGUGGAGGUGGUUAAUUUGUCUGUGUCCUGUGCAGCUACAUGUCUUCCUUUCUCCUCAAUGCUUAAGGAAGCUCCUGCCAAGGUUGGACUUUCUUCUAAACAAAACAUAUUCCCAAUUACCCACCAGCCUGUGGGCUCCUUUGGGGUGAUCUUAUGUGAUACAAGAAAUUUGGAAGAAGAAGUCAAUGAAAGAAUGUUUAGUUUUUAUCAGGCCAAAGAGAAAUUUAAAAAAGAGCUGAAGAACGAAGAGUGUCUGUACAGUGACUUGUCUGUACUAGCUUCUGACUUGCCGUAUUUUCCACCAGAGGAAGAGGAAGAGAACUUGGAAGAAGGGAUUCAUCUGGUUAUCUGUGUCCAUGGGCUGGAUGGUAACAGCGCAGAUCUCCGCCUGGUAAAGACAUUUAUUGAACUGGGCCUUCCUGGAGGAAAAUUGGACUUCUUGAUGUCUGAGAGGAAUCAGAGUGACACUUUUGCUGACUUUGACACAAUGACAGACCGAUUGCUAGAUGAGAUCAUUCAGCAUAUCCAAUUGUAUAAUCUGUCUAUUUCUCGAAUCAGCUUCAUUGGCCAUUCCCUUGGCAACAUCAUCAUCCGAUCAGUAUUGACUCGGCCUCGUUUUCGGUAUUACCUCAACAAGCUACAUACCUUUCUCUCUCUCUCUGGGCCGCACUUGGGGACACUGUACAACAAUAGUACUCUUGUUAGUACAGGUUUGUGGCUAAUGCAAAAGCUGAAGAAAUCUGGGUCCCUUUUGCAGCUGACCUUCAGGGACAACACAGAUCUGCGCAAAUGUUUCCUGUACCAACUGAGCCAAAAAACAGGCCUUCAGUACUUUAAAAAUGUUGUGUUGGUUGCUUCUCCUCAAGACCGGUACGUGCCAUUUCAUUCAGCAAGGAUUGAAAUGUGUAAAAUGGCCCUCAAGGACAGGCAUACAGGCCCAGUUUAUGUUGAGAUGAUCAACAACCUUCUCCAACCUCUGGUUGAGGCCAAGGAUUGCACUGUAAUUCGACACAACGUGUUCCAUGCUCUGCCCAACACUGCCAAUGCCCUCAUCGGCCGAGCUGCCCACAUAGCUGUGCUGGAUUCUGAACUCUUCCUGGAGAAAUUUUUCCUGGUCACAGGACUCAACUACUUCAAAUAAUGGCUUUAGGGGACUCAAUUAGGGCCCUGUGUAAUACCCCAAAAAGCAACCAGUGCACUUUUUUCAGUAUCAUCCAGACCCUUAGCUGAAACAUACAGCUUUUUAGACAGGAGGCCCAUGCUAAACAUUGAAAUAGGAGCCCUAUUUGCAUUUUAGGUGGAAAGCGGAAAGGAGGAGGCCAUACUGGGAUGGUUACAGAUAUUGAAGCUGCUCCUAUGUCGGUUUAGGAAAGCCAAGCAAACCAUCAUUUACCAAAUUGUAGUCUCAUUCCAAAUACUUCACAAGAAUAAGAAGAAAAAUAAACAAGUGUUGGGAGAGAGGUGGUGGGACCAGUGUCAUAAUCUUAAUAGCAUAGAACAAUGGCUUCCUCCCCUGUUUAACUCAAUUUGUCCAAAGCAUUACCAGCUUGAGUGUUUGUCAGUUGACAUAAGUUCAUAGAAACAUUUCAGAACUCAGGUUAAAACCUCUUUUUGUGUGUGUAGAACUGGAGAUUAUUUAUGUGCAAAGAAUCCUUUAUAAAUUCUUUUGUGCCAUCUCUGUUUAAAAAAAAAAUGUGAUUUCCAUUCCAUCAUUCCUUUUCAUACAUGGUUAAAGGGGUAUUCUUAAAAAAAAUUUUUUUUCUUUUGGUGGGGGUGGGAACAUGAGGGAGGGGAGGGAGUAAGGUAGUUCAUCACUGAUCCUAGGUAUCCUGCAAAUAAAAAUACCCAUGAAGAGUAUAUUAGGGCCAGUUGGUCCAGGUACCUUUUUUCUGGAUCCCUACUUAAGUUGCGGUCUACAUCAUACUUUUGUUAUUGGUGAUGUUUACAUCUUUGUUUUCAGUCAGGGAUAUUUACUUAUAGGAAAUUGGAAUCACUAUACUCGAAGUAGAGCCUACUAUACAUUGGUUUGAUGGCACUAUUGUAGUCAUCCAAAGAAAUGCCAACUUACCACCUAAUGCUACUGGGGAGAAGUGAAAAAAAAAACAGGGAAGACCAUUAAAAUGGCCAACUAUUCCUCCUUUAUAAAGAAAUAAAAUCAUCCAAAUUGAGGGAUGAAGAAUUGAAAUCUUAACCCAAUUACAGUGAGCAUACCCUACAGUGUCAUCUUGCCUUCAGAAAAAUGCUAAAAACUCAGAGGACAACAGAUAAAGAGAUGGCAAAGUGACAAAAUGAGUUCAGAGCAGACAGCAAUGUGCUGGGUCUCAGGAGACCCAGAUUCAAGUCUCAAUUCUACUACUUAUUAGCUGGAUAAUCAUAGGCAAGUCACUCAGCUUCUAUGAGCUUUAGCUUCCUCAGCUUUCAAAUAAGGACUUUUGACUGGAAUAGCUGUAAGCUACUUGCCAGCUCAAAAAGACUUUGAGGACAGGGGUCAUUUCAACAAGAAAGGAAAUUUCAAACAUCAUUGGUUUGGUCUUUCUCCCAGCAAAGAACUGAGAAUACUGAAUGCUGGCUAAAUGUAUGGCUUUAAAAUCGAAUUAAGUGGAAGUGAUUAAAAGCCCAUGACAGAGAACAUUUCUUAUGGAAGCCUAUGGAGACCAAAGGCUUCAUGCUCUUACCCUGAAAGAAUCCCUUUCAUUAAAAGUGGAAACACCUUCAAGAAAAAUUCAGUGAGACUGGGCUCCAAGUACCUAUACUAUAAAACUCGGGGACAUUGUUUUAGCUUAGAGAUGAUUCUUCCCUCUGACUUGUGUUCCAUUAAGCCCAUAGUAGUAAGUUGUUACCAAAAAAUAAAUCAUAGAAUCAUAGAAUGUUUAGAGAUUGAAGUAACAAUAGAAAAUAGAAUGUUAAAACUGAAAAGGACCUGACUAUAUAGAUUGCUACAGAUUAAAGGGUCCUUAGAAUUUAGAAUGUUAAUAUAUUUAAAAAAAAAACCUUCAGGAGCAUGUGUUCCAGUCCUUUGAUUUGAGAGAUGAAGAAACUGAGGCCCAAUAAAGGUUAGUGACUCAUCCAAGUAUGCACAGAUAAAAAGUGCUAGAGCCAGAACUAGAGCAAAGUUCCUUUGAAUCAACUCCUGGCUCCAUAUUGUCUAAAAGCUGAUUACAAGCAGUCAUCUCCCUAGUGAUAAUGUACAAUCUCUGGCUUUCUUUCUUUUUAGAAGAAAAUGAUACCUAUGAGGGCCUAUGGAGUCAUACAUCUCUCUGAAUGUCCAGCACUAUGUAUUUUUUGAUGCAUGUUCACCCAGGAGAAAGGCUCACAAUUUAUAAGAAUGUCCCCAUCUUGGCCAAAUGCAUCCAUUCCCAUGAGCACAUCAGUCUUACCAUUGCAUGUCUAUGAACCUCUCUGUGAUAUGUGUCAAUGUGUGAUCAUUUGAAGGCCCUCAGAGCCAUUGGCUAUAAAGCCAAGAUGAAUCCAACAAAUAUUGUCCAUUUAAAUAACCAGAUUUUUUAAAAAAAAAAAUAUCCAAUGUGCUGCCUAAACCAACUGAUAAAAAUACUGGCAAUAAUAAAUAGUUCAGCAAUGCAAUGAUUUGAGAUCCCCCAGUGCCUCUUUUUCACUGGGGUAGCUGUCUCUGUUGUAAAGACGUUGUUAUAAAGCCCAACUGAUUUAUGAGUUUAUAUUACUGUCAUGUAGAAAAUACAUGCUAAUCUUAUAAAAGUGUGUAUAUUGUCAGACUUCUAGGAACUCAAGAUAGUCUCAUUUGGAAAGACUUUGUAGUAUAUAUAUAAAUAUUUUAUAU